Messenger RNA from Brassica rapa (field mustard), 3404 nucleotides. Its product is annotated as protein PHLOEM PROTEIN 2-LIKE A10-like. Lineage: Eukaryota; Viridiplantae; Streptophyta; Magnoliopsida; Brassicales; Brassicaceae. The record is from RefSeq and is a predicted model, not a curated record.
CGAUUAGGAGAUCAAGGUCUCUCUUUCACCUCAUAAAAGAAGAAAAUGGCUGAUCUUGAUGGCGGUUUCCUGCGUCUCCGGUUAUGGAGUCUACAAGGUUUAUCAUUCACUAUCUGUCACCACCAAGAGGAAACGUCUUAUAAAGAUCCUCGGAGCUUUCCUCUCUGCAGCCGAGACCAUGACCACCGUGUCUCAAGACGUGAAGAGAUUUCUCAACUCUGAUUCCGACAAUAUCCCAAACAGCUUGAAACAGAUCGCUAAGAUCGCCACGUCAGAUGAGUUCACGAGCUCUCUCUCUACGGUUACUCAGACUGUAACUGUUGGUGUCUCUCGUGGUAUGUCCAGCUUUGAGUCUACAGGGAUUGGCUCAGAGCCAAGUGUUGUUGAUAGAGUGAUUGAUAAGGCGUUCUCAGAGGAAGGAGGUAGGUUUCUUUCCGCUGUAGUUGGUAGCUUUGCUAAGAAUCUUGUUCUUGGGUUUCACUCAAAUGAGGUCAAGAAUGAUUCUGAGGAGACCACUCCUCAAUGGAUGAGAUUGCUGUGUGAUGAUAAGUGUAAAGAGCUUUUAUCUGAUUGCAUUGAGAGAUUCAGCAGCACAACAGUGUCUGUAUACCUCGACAAGACGAUGGACAUCAACACUUAUGAUCAGAUCUUUGAAGGUUUGACGAAUCCGAAACACCAGGACAGCGUAAAAGACCUUCUUGUUACAGUCUCUAGUGGUGCUCUUCAAACUAUCGUCAGGACCUCUCACGAUGUCUUUACAUCUCCUUCUUCAAGGUCUAAUAUAGAAGAGAUCAAGACAAGGUGUUAGGAACUCUCCUAAUCACUUUUAGUCCUUGUUAGGUAUUCAUAAGCGUCCUUCUUGUUAUAUUAGUCAUAGUUGGAGCUGAAAAGACAAUAUACAUAUUGUGUCUUUGUAUGUACACACACUGAUCAUUCAAUAACAAAAAAAAAGACAUACCGUUUCACAAUUAAAUAGUUUUAUAACUUAUAACCAAUCUAAUGUUCUAUAAUCUAGGCUUUGAGAUGUGGCAUAGACCUAAGCUUAUCACAGCAGUUAUAAACGCAUGCAGUCUAAAUUAUAUACGUCUGAACAACCUGCCGUUUUCUAUACGUAACAAAGAAACAGCAGGAUCAGAGUCACAAUGAGUUCAUAGUCUCGCAUACCUUCUUCUCCUAAUCAUCCACCAAUUCUUCGCUGGAGCUUUCCACUGGUUGUUUACCGGCAGUUUUUGAACUACUGCUCCUUUUGUUGGAAUUGUGAAAAUCCAUGUCCAACUCUAUAUUAUACGAUUAGUAUGAUAUUGUCCACUUUGGCCUAGGAGGCUGGGCCGCAUGGUUUUACUUUUGGUUUCAUUCCCAAAAGACCUCGUACUAUUAGAGUUGGACAUCUCUUUUAUAUCUCUGCUACACACACCUCCCAAUCUUAACUCGAUGGGCUUCGUUCCUACUCCAAGGGUAUUUUGGUCUUCUUGCAGAUUUCUCGUCAACCGCUCUGAUACCAAUUGUUGGAAUUGUGAAAGUCCAACAGUCCAACUCUAUAUUAUCCGAUUAGUAUGAUAUUGUCUACUUUAGGUCUAAAAGGCUGGCCCACAUAGUUUUACUUUUGGUUUUCUUUCCACAUGGUUCUUGCCAUUCAGCUGAUUUCGUGCUCCUUGAUGUUUCUUCUCUGUUGCUAAGCUAUUUUCAUGGUCUUUGACUUGUAAAUGUGUUUGUUUGUGUCGACUUGUAGAUGUGUCUGUUUGUCUCUAUUUCUAACUGUAUGAGCUGAUUUUAGAUGACAUGUUUAUCAAUCUGACAUUUUGUUUUGCCUGUAGAUCAUUCGCUUUAAGGAGUGGAAAUACCUUGGCCUCAUGAACAAUUACAAACUCUGCGCUGAAACAACCGACCUUGAUUCUUUUGAAAGAUAAUCCCUGAAAAAUGUUGCUGCCAUCAUUGCUCAUUCAGUGGUCCACAUCGAUUUGGAUGACGGUUCGAGUGGCACAUGAAUCAUUAUAGAUAGUGGUGGCACGAUAAUAACAUGCGCCCAUGUUGUUAUCGAUGCACACCUACUUGGAAAUAAAGCAUAUUCCCAAUCUGAAAAAGAUAGAAUAUAAAGGAGUAGUUACGAAGAAUCGUUGUUGGUGGAGAGGUAAUUGGUAUGGUUGUUGGUGGAGAACCAUAGAGGAUUGUAUUUGCCUUGAGACUUGAUUCAUUGUUCCAAAUCUUGAAGACGAUAUGUUAUAAGCAUGCAAAUUCUGUGGUGCGUCAGAAUUGAUUUUGUGAACUAUCAUCAAUUAACUCAGGAACUCUUCUGUGAAGAGGUUUGGUUUCUCUAUAGUGUUUACUAGUUAGUUGAGUUUAUUAAUUGAAGCUGUUUUUUGUUGAGUAUGUCAAGUUUCAAUGUGGGUAGGUAGACAUUGCUUUGCUCUGUUUAUAGUUUGCCAAAUACCUCUUGGCUUAGGAAAUGAUUGGGAAAAUUGUCAAGUUAUUAACCACAUCUGAGCCAAAAUUGUGCGAUUAGUGUCUCCUUGGAAGUUCUUCUCUAAGCAAGUUCUUCUUCAUUUAAGCUGUAUCUUUUCUUUUUGACUAUGUCUAUUUGUAUAUUUUGCUUAUUAGGUUUUACUUGUAACGUUAUGAACAAAUCUGUGCAUUUGUUUUGGGAAAUUGGCACACUCCUAUGUGUGUGGAUUGAAAUGAAGCUUUACAUAAUCUGUUUCAAAACCUGUUUAUUCCACUGCUGUCUAAAUUUCAUUCUCUUAGGUUGACUUGAAACAUAACGAUAGAUUGAUAUAUAUGUAUGUUAUUUCUCGUCCAUGGCAUAGUAUUCUUUUCUUCCUGAAUGUUGUUUAUGUUAAAUAAACUUUUUUAUGCUGAUUCUUUAGGUUUCUUGCAGAUUGGAGCUUGAUUUUGCAGACAAUUGGAGUAAAGACUGAUUUUUUGGCGCUUAGAUUGUGUUUAUGUUAGUUGACACUUCAUGUCUCAACGUAUGAUUGUGACUAGUCCGUUUUUGGAAAGAUGUAAAUGAUAUCUUAUGAAUUUGCAUGAUUAUAACUAUCAUUUAAUGUAUAUAUUUGUCAUUUAGAUUAUCAUUUAGGCAAUUAUUAGGAUUGCAUUUCUAUGCAUAUGUCUCUAUUAGGUGUUGGAGUUACCAAUUGGAAGUUUGGGGUCAGUUUGAAAGGAUAUAUUUGGGGUCCUUCUUGUUAUAUUAGUCAUAGUUGGAGCUGAAAAAAACAAUUUACAUAUUGUGUCUUUGUAUGCACACACUGAUGUUUCAAUAACAAAAAAAAAGAAGACAUGCCGUUUCACAAUUAAAUAGUUUUAUAACUUAUAACCAACCUAACAUUUUCUAUCAUCUAGGCUUUGACAUGGGUCAUGGACCUAAGCUUAUCACAGCAGUUGUAAACGCAUGCAGUCUAAAUUAUAUA